GAAAUCAACUUCCGCUGCCCACCAUUCGUCUCCCUCUUCUGCCGCCAGCACGUGGUGGAUCAGACUAUCAGACUAACUAGAUUUCCUACAACUGCUCCACGAAACCAAGUGGAAGUUGCACUUUUUCAAGAUGUUAGUCUUGUUUGAGAGUGCGGCAGGAUAUGCUUUAUUUAAGCUUUUGAAUGAAACAAAACUUCAAAAUAGUGAAAACCUGUAUCAAGACUUUGAGACACCUGAGAAAGCUUCCAAAGUUCUGAAGCUGAAGCACUUUGAAAAGUUUGAGAACAUCAAUGAGGCUGUUGCAGGAAACCUCACUGUAGAAAAUGAAAAAGUUGGAAAGAACCUGAAGAGGCUGGUAAAGAAACACAUUCUUAAAGAUGCUGAGGCUGAGUUGGCUGUUGCAGAUGCUAAACUUGGAAAACUGCUCAAGAAAGAAUUUGAUCUGAACUGUGUGACGAACUCAUCUGUUCAAGAGCUGAUGAGAAACAUCAGGUCACAGCUUGACAGCUUUAUUUCUCCCAUGGUUGAGGCCAGUCACUUAGCACAGAUGUCCCUGGGUUUGGCUCACAGCUUGGGCAGAUACAGACUCAAGUUUAGCCCCGACAAAGUGGACACCAUGAUUGUACAAGCAGUUUCUCUCCUGGAUGAUGUUGACAAGGAAUUGAAUAACUAUAUCAUGAGACUAAGAGAAUGGUAUGGAUGGCAUUUCCCGGAACUGUCAAAGAUGGUUACUGAGAACUUGGCCUUUGCUCGUAUUGUCAAAGCAAUGGGGGACCGCACACACGCUGCUAAAAUGGACAUGUCAGAAAUUUUACCAGAGCAUCUAGAGAAGGAAGUCAAAUGGGCAGCAGAAAUUUCCAUGGGAACUGAGAUUUCAGAAGAAGACAUCUUCAAUAUCAAGAAUUUGUGUGAUCAGGUGAUUGAGAUGUCUAAGACCAGAGAUGAGCUGUACAGUUACUUAAAGGAACGUAUGGCAAUGGUGGCUCCGAAUCUGACUGUUCUGGUUGGGGAGUUGGUUGGUGCGCGUCUCAUUGCCCAUGCAGGCUCUCUGCUAAAUUUGGCCAAACACCCAUCAUCCACUGUGCAAAUUCUGGGAGCAGAGAAAGCUUUGUUCCGUGCCCUGAAGACAAAACACGACACACCAAAGUAUGGUCUGAUAUACCACGCAUCAUUGGUGGGAGGUGCUCAACCCAAGAACAAAGGAAAGCUGUCGAGGAUGCUUGCAGCCAAAGCUUCACUUGCUAUACGAGUGGAUGCCCUUAGCGAGACCAGCGACUGUACCUUGGGUGUAGAACAGCGCGCCAAGUUAGAGAGCAGAGUUCGCAAUCUGGAUGAAAAGGCGGCUCGAAGGAUCAGUGGUUCCGGCAAGUUCCAGAUGAAACAGGAGAAAUACACAAAUGUCAAUGAAGUGCAGACUUUCAAUCCUGCUGUGGACUCUACUUUGUCUGGGAAGAGAAAAGUGAAAGAGGAGCCAGAGGAUGAUGCAGAGGAGACAAAGGCCCCGAGUGCAAAGAAAGCAAAGUUGAAUGAGUCAGUUGCUGAAGAGGAAGAUGAGACAGAGACCCCGAAGAAAAAGAAGAAGAAGAAGAAGAGGGACUCUGAGGUCAAAGAAGAACCCGCAGAGAUAGGACCAAAUGGUGACGGAGAGACUGAAAGUGCCAAGAAGAAGAAAAAAAAGAAGAAGGACAAGAAAGCCGACUCUGAUGACGAGUAACAUGAUGAUGGUCUGCAAAUUGUUAUCGGUUAUAACGGACAUUGUAUUGAACGAAAUGAAUAAAUAUUUGAGUUCCACAAA
This is a messenger RNA of Aplysia californica (California sea hare), 1795 nucleotides long. RefSeq names its product nucleolar protein 58. Gene Ontology annotation, molecular function: snoRNA binding. The record is from RefSeq and is a predicted model, not a curated record. The coding region runs from base 131 to 1714 and encodes 527 amino acids. NCBI's taxonomy places the organism in Eukaryota, Metazoa, Mollusca, Gastropoda, Aplysiida, Aplysiidae. Gene Ontology annotation, cellular component: small-subunit processome; box C/D methylation guide snoRNP complex. The transcript has 14 exons.